UAGAUUCUCUGAACUUCUGAACGGCGUAAAUGUUAAAUGGCAUAUUCUUUGAAAGCUUACAUUUACGUCGUUAACAGUAUUAAACACAACGCGCAACAGCAUCAAAGGGAUCUUUGUUACUGAAGAUUUGGAAUGUGGAGACCGUGUACAUUCUGAUAUUGUGGAUUUUGACAAAAAUGAACAGAGGCGUUGAUAACAAGAAAAUUUUGGAUGCAUACAAUUUGGAGCUUUGAAUACCAGAAUAUCCCAGAGUAUCAUAUGGUGUAAAUCAUUCCGAAAUUUUUGUGAAUGGACCAGCAGCCACUUGACACAAAAUACAAUUCAGGUUUGCUGUACUGCAGAGCUUCCUUCUCUCGUAAAUAAUGCACGGAACCUGAUAUUUUUAAUGUUGAAAGAGCUGAAUUGUUAAGCAGCGCUUGAGAAAGGCAUCGAGAAAGAUUAUUGUGUACAAUCUUUGUCCUGCAAGCUGGUAUUCAGUUCUCAGGAUUGCAGAAAGCAUAUUAUUCGGCUUCUGGUUGCAGAAGAGGACGAUUUUAUAUGUUUGGGACUAAAACACAAGACCAGAAAGAAAUUGUUUGGGACUUCAGAAUGACAUGAUUUUUCCACAAACCAUAGCGAAGGAACUCUACUGAUAAAAUCAUAAAAGCAUUCAUUUCUGGGCAGUACAAUUUUGGUACAUCAUAAAAGCAUUCAUUCCUGGGCAGUACAAUUUUGGAACAGUGACAAUGAAGAAGUUUAUAAAUGUCAUUUUUGCCAAAGGUUUGGGUUCUUGAAGUGUGAGGCUGCAGUGUUAGAGGCAAUUUUAAGAAAAUUGAUUGGAAAGGCCAUCCAGAAAUUGAGCGUUUGCUUGAAUUCAAGAGAACAGCAAUUUGUAGUGCCAAAUAACACCAUUUGGGGAAUCAUUAUUGAUAUUCCUUUCUGGAGGCUCUGUGGUAGAAGUCUGAAGUGCCAUGGCAAAUGGGAACGGCAAAGUUGUCAGGCUACUGUCAAUCUUAAGGGGGAAUGUUGGAGAUUGCAAUCUUGAUUUGUAGUUCUUUCUCAUGGGUUCCAUUGAAUUACCAACAUUUGGUACAUCUUUGGGCUACUUUUUCUCUUAUUUCGGUACCAUAUACCCAAUAUAGGGUCUACAUGUGUUGAUUUAACAAUGACUUGGAAGGGUUGAACUUCAGAAGAUGCAAACCAGACAAUAUUGAAAAGCAUAAAUCUGAUGUGGAGGUUAGGCAGAUUUUGAGCCUGAGUUGCCCAAAAGCAAAUUUGGGCAGGUCCUUGAAAUUGAAAGUCUUAUCCAGGGUCUUCUCUGAAGAUUAUGAGAGAGUAAACAAGAGGAUACUGGAUCCUCGGGGCAAAUAUAUUCGUAAAUGGAACAGAAUAUUCUUUGUGGCAUGCUUAGUUUCACUAUUUGUAGACCCACUAUUUUUCUAUCUACCAAAUGUAAACAGGAAAGCUUGUGUGGAAGUAGCAAGCCCUCUUGAUAUAAUUGUCACCCUCCUGCGCUCAAUUACAGAUUUAUUUUAUCUAUUUCACAUGUGUCUUCAGUUCCAUACAGCUUAUGUUGCUCCAUCUUCUCGUGUAUUUGGAAGGGGAGAGCUUGUGGUAGACCCUGCAAAGAUUGCUUCAAGAUACUUGGUGAAGGACUUUUGGAUUGACCUCUUUUGUGUUUUGCCUCUGCCACAGAUUAUGCAAUGGCUCGUUAUUCCUUCUCUAAGUGGUUCUCUAGGAGACUAUACAAAAAAUAUGUUGCGCUUUAUGGUGAUCUUUCAAUAUCUUCCAAGGCUACUUAUGAUUUUUCCAUUGUCAUCAAAAAUAGUAAAGACAACGGGUAUGAUGAUCGAGGCAGCCUGGGCUGCUGCAGCAUAUAAUCUAUUGCUCUAUAUCUUAGCUAGCCAUGUUCUUGGAGCAUGCUGGUACCUAUUGGCAAUUGAGCGCCAAGAUUCCUGUUGGAGGCAUGUUUGUAGAUCUGAAAGGCUACAAUGUAAAAAUAAUUACUUUGACUGCAAAAGUUUGAAAAAUGAGCUGAGGGAUAACUGGUUCAAAUCGAGUAAUAUUACAUCUACCUGCAUAAAUAAUGAGAAUUCUUACAAAUUUGGAAUUUAUGAAGAGGCUCUAAAAUUAACUACUGCUUCUUCGGGGUUUUUAAGCAAAUAUUUUUACUGUUUAUGGUGGGGCUUACAGAACCUGAGUUCUCUGGGACAAAACCUUGAUACAAGCAUCUACAUUGGAGAAAUAAGUUUUGCCAUCGUAAUCGUCAUACUUGGUUUAGUUCUCUUUGCACUUCUUAUUGGUAACAUGCAGACCUACCUGCAAUCUAUGACGGUAAGGUUAGAAGAAUGGAGAAUUAAGCGGACUGACACUGAAGAAUGGAUGGAACACCGACAGCUUCCUCCAGAGCUGCGGGAGUGUGUUCGGCGGUAUGAUCAAUACAAAUGGAUGGCAACUAGGGGAGUUAACGAAGAAUCCCUGCUUAACAAUUUGCCCAUGGACCUUCGCCGAGACAUAAAACGUCACUUAUGUUUGGAUCUUGUGCGAAGAGUGCCUCUCUUUGACCAAAUGGAUGAAAGGAUGCUGGAUGCCAUCUGUGAACGGUUGAAACCUGCUCUGAGCACGCAAGGUACCUUCCUGGUAAGAGAAGGAGAUCCAGUAAAUGAAAUGUUGUUCAUUAUCCGUGGACAUUUGGAAAGUUAUACAACAAAUGGAGGACGCACUGGUUUCUUCAAUUCAACCAUCAUUGGCCCGGGAGACUUUUGUGGAGAAGAACUUUUGACCUGGGCUUUGGAUCCAAAACCUGGUAUGAUUCUUGCAUCCUCCACAAGGACUGUUAAGGCUUUGGUUGAGGUAGAAGCAUUUGCUUUGAGAGCUGAAGAUCUGAAGUUUGUGGCAAGUCAGUUCCGGUGUUUGCACAGUAGACAACUGCAACAUACAUUUCGAUUUUAUUCACAUCAAUGGAGGACAUGGGCAGCAUGCUUCAUUCAAGCAGCUUGGAGGCGGUUUAAGAAACGGAAAUUUGUGGAGGUUCACGUUAAAGAGAAUAAAGACAUGCCAGAAGCCAAGCCAUCAACAAAUGGUGCUUCUGUUUCUUCUCUUGGGGCUACCAUGUAUGUAGCACGCUUUGCUGGGAAUACUAGGAAAGGAGCUGAUAAACUUAGAAAUCCAGUAAGUGGGGCUAUGGGUGACAAAGGAGGUAUUUUGAAAAAACCCACAGAGCCUGAUUUCUCUAUGGAGGAAGAAGAAAUGUAAACUUUGUAACAAAACCAAAUCGGUUUGUAGCAAAAUACAAAGAAAUAUGUUGCAAACCACAUCAAGGAUAAAAUUGAUGAAUUAUUUUCUCAAAGUUUGCUUUAGCAUUGCAAAUAGAACUUGCAAGCAUAUCAAUCUUUUGCAUCACUAACAAUUAUGGAGAAAGUGUCAUUUGUAAGUUAGAAAAAACAGAGUUCAUGAGACUUAUUGGCUGCAAAGUGUGGGGCCUCAGUGAACAAUUUAUUGCUUUCUUAGUUGUCUAGGAUGCAGAAUUGAGGAAAUUGUUCAUCUUUAUUCAUCCUUCUACUCAGAUGACUCUUCUAUUCUUCUCUAUGUUCUGCCCCUUUUACUAUAAAUGGGAAUUAUUCUUUAGCAUUCAGAAA
This is a messenger RNA of Cryptomeria japonica (Japanese cedar), 3617 nucleotides long. RefSeq names its product protein CNGC15b. Gene Ontology annotation, molecular function: voltage-gated potassium channel activity. The record is from RefSeq and is a predicted model, not a curated record. Lineage: Eukaryota; Viridiplantae; Streptophyta; Pinopsida; Cupressales; Cupressaceae. Gene Ontology annotation, biological process: transmembrane transport; potassium ion transport. Gene Ontology annotation, cellular component: membrane. The coding region runs from base 1525 to 3234 and encodes 569 amino acids. The transcript is spliced from 11 exons.